AUGGCUUCCAAGGGAGGUGAUAAGGACAUGGUUAUCACUCAAAUUGGCGUUGGUGGGUUUGAAGAUUUUGUCACUGCCAAAAUGCUGAUGGACUAUUUCGAAGAAAAUUUUGGACUGGUUUGGAGGUGCCGAUUGAAGACUUCCUCAACCCCACCUGAAUCAUAUCCAAAUUAUGAGGUCGAUACUGAGAGUGUCCAGAAAAAGCACAACUAUGAGAAAGUUAAACCCCAUGCAUUCAUGCAUUUUGCUCUUUCUUCUUCAGCAAUGUCUGCAUUGGAUGCUGCUGGCCGUAAUGAGCUUAUUCUGGGCAAGAAUCUAUUGAAAGUCAGUUUGGGACCUGAAAAUCCAUACCGCAUGAAUGAGAGGAGGAGAACUAUCCCACCCUUUAAGUUAUCCAAUGUUUGUGUUGAGAUUGGACUUAUGAGGGGCCAAGAUGAUUUUGUUGUUGGUUGGAGGGGACCUCGUAAUGGGGUUGAUUUUCUUGUUGAUCCUUUCAAUGCGACAUGCAAACUACUUUUUACGAAAGAGACUGCUUUUACCUUCAAAGGUGAAUCUAAAACCACUGUAAUAAAGUGCAAUUUUAAGAUCGAGUUCUUGCCAAGAGAAAUCAAUGAAAUAAAACAGUAUCGAGAUUCUUCUUCUUUGAUAAUUCUGUUGCAGCUGGCUUCGUCUCCUGUUGUUUACUACAGAACUGCAGAUGAUGAUAUUGAAGAAUCUGUCCCAUUUGAUUUGUUGGACGACGAUGAUCCAUGGAUUCGUACUACAGAUUUUAUACCUAGUGGGGCAAUUGGUAGGUGUAACAUUUACCGAAUUUCAGUUCGACCCCGGAACGGUCCAAACUUCAACAAGGCUCUUGAAUAUCUUCAAAAACUUAGGGUACCAGUUCUAAACAACAGCCCUCAGCUAAGGGUACGGGAUGAGCCUGAUUUUGGGGUGCCCUUGCCGGAUCCCUUUUUCUGUAUUCAGUACAAGGAAGGGAUAACCUUCAAGAUUUUGUUUUUGGUAAAUGCCAUCAUGCACAAAGGGAUAAUCAAUCAGCAUCAGAUGUCUGAUGAGUUUUUUCAUCUGUUGAGAAUUCAACCUGAGAUAGUCAAUUUAGUUGCAUUAAAGCAUAUAUGGUCUCUAAAGCAUCCUUGGUAUGAUGCUUGUAAGAAUCUAGGAUUUGUUCAGAAAUGGCUGUUGAAAAACCCUAAGCUUCUUGAGGGACGUCGAGAGUUGGACGACAUUGUUGAAGUUAGACGGUUGAUCAUAACUCCAGCAAAAGCCUACUGUCUUCCACCAGAAGUGGAACUUUCCAAUAGGGUUCUGAGGAAUUACAAGAAUGUAGCUGAUCGCUUCCUCAGGGUUACUUUUAUGGACGAGGGAAUGCGGAAACUCAAUAAAAACGUACUUACUUAUUAUGCUUCUGGCAUUGUGAGGGACAUCACGUCCAAUUCUAAUCCGCUAAGAACUUCAAUGUUCAAAAGGGUGAAGGAUAUACUAAGUAACGGGUUCUAUUUGUGUGGUCGAAAAUACUCUUUUCUGGCUUUCUCAGCUAAUCAACUGCGGGACAGUUCGGCCUGGUUUUUUGCUGAAAACGAAACUAUUGGAGUGCCCAGAAUUAAGAGUUGGAUGGGAAAGUUUACUAAUAGGAACGUUGCAAAGUGUGCUGCUAGGAUGGGGCAAUGUUUCUCGUCAACUUACGCCACAGUGGAAGUCCCAGCAGCUGAGGUUGAUCCUAAGCUUCCUGAUAUUCUAAGAAAUGGAUAUGAUUUCUCUGAUGGAAUCGGUAAAAUAUCCACUGAUCUUGCAAUGAGAGUUGCAGAGAAACUACAAUUGACUGUAAAUCUUCCAUGUGCUUAUCAGAUCAGGUAUGCUGGUUGUAAAGGUGUCGUUGCAUGUUGGCCUGCAAAAAAUGAUGGGAUCCACUUGUAUCUCAGACCAAGCAUGAAAAAGUUCGAGUCAAAUCACACGAUGCUUGAAAUUUGUUCUUGGACUAGAUUUCAGCCCGGUUUUCUAAAUCGGCAGAUAAUUACUCUACUCUCUGCUUUGGAUGUUAAAGAUGAUAUAUUCUGGAAAAUGCAGGAAACCAUGGUUUCAAGACUUGAUCACAUGCUCGUAGACACUGACACGGCUUUUGAUAUUCUUACUGCUUCCUGUGCCGAGCAAGGAAAUACAGCAGCAAUAAUGUUGAGCGCUGGUUUCAGACCUCAAAGCGAACCUCAUCUUAGUGGGAUGCUAACUAGCAUAAGAGCUGCCCAGCUUGGAGACUUGAGGGAAAAAGCAAGGAUCUUUGUUCCUUCUGGAAGGUGGUUGAUGGGCUGCUUGGAUGAGCUUGGUAUACUCGGACAAGGCCAAUGCUUCAUCCAAGUGUCAAAUCCCUCAUUAGAAAACUGUUUUGUGAAGCAUGGUUCAAAGUUCUCUGAAACCAAUAAAAAUCUACAGGUAAUCAAGGGCCUUGUGGCAAUUGCCAAAAACCCCUGUCUUCAUCCUGGUGAUGUGAGGAUUCUGGAGGCAGUAGAUAUCCCUGGGUUGAAGCAUCUUUAUGAUUGUCUUGUCUUCCCUCAAAAUGGGGACAGACCCCAUACGAAUGAGGCAUCUGGGAGUGACCUUGAUGGGGAUCUCUAUUUUGUUACUUGGGAUGAAAAUCUUAUUCCUCCAAGCAAGACAAGCUGGGUUCCGAUGGAGUAUGCGCCUGGAGAAGUCAAAACAUUGCCGCGUGAUGUGCAGCACAAGGACAUUGUUGAUUUUUUCUCGAAGAACAUGGUGAAUGAAAGCCUAGGCACAAUUUGCAAUGCUCAUGUGGUUCAUGCCGACCUUAGUGAAUAUGGUGCAUUGGAUGAGAAGUGCACCAGACUAGCAGAGCUUGCAGCAACAGCAGUUGAUUUCCCAAAAACUGGAAAGAUAGUGACCAUGCCGGCUGCACUGAGACCAAAACUGUAUCCGGACUUCAUGGGGAAAGAGGAAUUUCAGUCGUACAGAUCCAGUAAAAUUUUGGGUAAGCUGUACCGCAAAAUUAAAGAUGCUUACGACGAAGAUUACGAGGGAUCUUCUGGACUUGCAUUUGCUUCAAAAGAGAUUCCUUACGACCGAGACCUCGAGAUUCCAGGAUCUGAUAGUUUUAUUGCUGAUGCAUGGAAUUGCAAAUGUGCUUAUGAUGGGCAGUUGAACUGCCUUUUGGGACAGUACAAAGUGAACAGAGAAGAGGAGGUUGUUACUGGACAUAUUUGGUCGAUGCCAAAGUACAGUAGCAAAAAGCAAGGGGAAUUGAAAGAGAGACUGAAGCAUGCCUACAAUACCCUCAAGAAGGACUUCAGGAAGGUGUUUGACAGCCUGGAUGUCUCAGAUUUUGAUGACCUUUCUGAUGAUGAGAAAAAUGUAAUAUAUGAAAGGAAGGCAUCGGCAUGGUAUCAAGUAACUUAUCAUCCUAAAUGGGUUCAAAAGUCUCUCGAGUUGCAAGUUCCAGAUUGUGUUGGGAAGUCUGUAAUGUUGAGUUUUGCUUGGAUUGCAGCCGAUUAUCUUGCCCGAAUAAAGUUUAGGCGCAGGGGAACCAAAAAUGUAGAGUCGAAUAAGCCCAUCGAUUAUCUGGGAAGAUACCUUGCUGAUAAGAUAUGA
This is a messenger RNA of Fraxinus pennsylvanica, 3594 nucleotides long. The record is from the annotation of a GenBank genome assembly. NCBI's taxonomy places the organism in Eukaryota, Viridiplantae, Streptophyta, Magnoliopsida, Lamiales, Oleaceae.